UAGGAGUAGGAUUUGUCCAAAACGAAAGUCGUCCGCUUCGCCCCACCGAAAACACAAACGAAAGCCGCUAUCUUUCGCUUCAAUAACUCCAAAAACCCCCCACUCCUCAGUUUCUUCGAAUUCCUUUACUUUCUCACCCUUUCCUUCGUUUUCCCGGAAAUUUUUCUUCAUGGGUAGCCUUAAAUAUUCAUCGAAUCAAACGGGUUUGCGUUAUAAUCCCGCAACAUGCCGCCGUUGACUGUCUGACUGCCUCGGCUUGUUGUUAUUGCUUCAUAGAUAUGACGCUUAAAUGUGGUUCUUCGUUUUCUUGCUUGGCCACUUCUCCUGCUUCCCAUUGCCAAACGAGAAGGGGUUCCCAGUUGAGCUUAUUGCAUGUACCGUACUGCAGCCAACGAUGUGGUGCUCAGCAGCUAAGAUAUGUUAAAGGUAAUUCGUGCAUGUUCAGACAUCAAAUAGGGCAGGCAAGCAAAAGGAUUCCAAACAGUCACAGUGUUCUCUUUGCUGUUGCUGAAGACCAGUCAGAAUAUAGUGAUAUAAAACCAGAUGCUAAGGAGCUAGAAAAUCACUGUCCUAAUUCUGAAGAUAUAUUUCCUUCUAACAGUUCAUAUAUCCAUUUUGAUGGUACUGGUGGAAAACCAGGUUUAGUCUCAUUUUAUAACCGACCAUAUAAAAAGGAAGAAGAAGUUUCUACAAAUAAUCCUGAAAGGAAGCAAAACAGCCUCUUAUGGUUCAUCGGUCCAGCUGUUCUCCUAGCUUCUUUCAUUUUCCCCUCGCUCUAUCUGCGCAAAAUACUAUCUACUAUAUUUGAGGAUUCGUUGUUGACAGAUUUUCUCAUCUUGUUCUUCACGGAAGCUCUCUUCUACAGUGGUGUUGCGGUGUUUCUUCUUCUGAUUGACCGUUUAAGGAGGACAACUGAACCAGAAUUGGUUGUCCCCAGUAACAGAACCCCAGCCCCUCAAUUAGGACAGCGAAUCUCGUCUGUAGCUUCCUUGGUACUCAGUCUUAUAAUUCCUAUGGUGACUAUGGGUUAUGUUUGGCCAUGGACUGGCCCUGCUGCUUCUGCUACUCUUGCUCCGUAUCUGGUUGGUAUAGUGGUCCAAUUCGCAUUUGAGCAGUAUGCAAGAUAUAAGAAGUCACCUUCAUGGCCCGUUAUCCCGGUCAUCUUUCAAGUCUAUAGAUUGCAUCAACUGAAUAGAGCAGCGCAACUGGUGACUGCUCUGUCCUUUACAGUCAGAGGAGCUGAGACAACACCGCACAACUUGGCAAUAAACAGUUCCUUGGGUACACUGUUGAAUGUCCUUCAAUGCCUUGGAGUUAUCUGCAUUUGGUCUCUCUCAAGUUUCCUUAUGAGGUUCUUCUCUUCCACCACUAAUCCACCCUAAAGCCCGCAAUAUCAUGUACGGAUCAUGUAACUCAGUGACACUAUCAUCAGACUUCUCUCAAGAAAAUUAAAUGAAUCUCAGUUGGGUCCAGUUUCCUUUUUUUCCGUGGUUUAGUUCCGCUCGGGCGGGAGUUUGACAGCAAAUUGCCAUUGAAGUAUUUGACUGGUCUCAAGCAAAGUUAGAAGGUAGUUGCAGGAUUUUGUAAAUGAGAUUCUUAAAAUGAGAGAGAGAGAGAGAGAGAGAGAGAGAGAGUACAUAAGAUUAUUUUUGUUUCAUUAAAUCCUAUUUGUUUAGAAUUUGGCAGAGAACUCAGUAGCAAGCUCAUCUGAUUUCUUGAUGAAACCUCAUCAGAGUUUAGCAGCUAAUAUUGGUGACUGCUCUGUCCUUUUACCUAAUAUUGGUGACAGAGAACUCACUUGUCUUAGUAACCUUUUACCGAAUUAAGUAAUAUUGUGGUGGUUCUUUUAGCGGCAUUUCCCUUCCUCUACAGGGAAUUUUGCCGGAAAAUCAAGAUGUAGCGAUAAAAAGGCUGUCAAAGAAGUCAGGGCAAGGACAUCCAGGAGUUUUGGAAUGAGUUGGAGCUUAUAGCCAAGCUUCAGCUUACCAAUCUUGUUAGGCUCUUGGGUUGCUGUGUCGAAGAGGAGGAACUGCUAGUGAUCUACGAGUACAUGCCCAAUCGGAGUUUGGACAAACUUUUGUUUGGUAUAUCCUCAUUAUUUCUAAGAUUUAUAUUCUUUGAUUAGG
Molecule: messenger RNA, 2126 nt
Organism: Malus domestica (apple)
Lineage: Eukaryota; Viridiplantae; Streptophyta; Magnoliopsida; Rosales; Rosaceae
Cellular component (GO): chloroplast
Source: RefSeq, a predicted model, not a curated record